AUGCCACAAGAUAGCGAAAGACCGGAACCGAAUUUCGAUCCGUUUCCACCCGGACAGAAUCGCCGAUCCACGGUCACCGAGGUGGACGUGGAAGACCUGGGUAACAUGCUGCGGCGGGCCUUCGUGGGCACGAACGUCAAGUUCACCAUCGACUGCGACGAACCGCCCACCAUAGGCGGCAACAGCACCGCACCGGCGCCGCUGCACUACUUUGCCGCCUCGAUUGCAUUUUGA
Geodia barretti is the source of this 234-nucleotide messenger RNA. NCBI's taxonomy places the organism in Eukaryota, Metazoa, Porifera, Demospongiae, Tetractinellida, Geodiidae. The record is from the annotation of a GenBank genome assembly.